This is a messenger RNA of Nicotiana attenuata, 1236 nucleotides long. RefSeq names its product probable plastid-lipid-associated protein 10, chloroplastic. Lineage: Eukaryota; Viridiplantae; Streptophyta; Magnoliopsida; Solanales; Solanaceae. The transcript has 9 exons. The record is from RefSeq and is a predicted model, not a curated record. The coding region runs from base 125 to 952 and encodes 275 amino acids.
CAGAAAACUUCCACUAUUUCUUUGGCUCUACAUAUUGAAUAUUUAGUUCUAACUUAAGCAUUCUGAGAAUCUCAACUUUCUGGGUAAUCCUUCAUGCCUCAUUUGAUAUUUUAAUCGCUACCAAAUGAUUUCAGCAGGUUUCAGUUCUGCCAUAUGCACGAGACCUAUUGUCUCCUUUUCAAACACCAUAAGAGGAGUGCACAACCAUGGAAGAGUUGCAUGUUUGGCCACCUCCAUGUCAUCUACCUCCAUGACUGCGACAAGAGAUGCUGAGAAUGAACUGGAAAGCCAAAAAUACGAAUUGCUUAAAAUCAUCCAAGAUACUCAACGAGGACUGGUGACAACUGCUGAUCAACGAUCCAUCAUUGAGGAGGCUAUGGUAGUGGUUGAAAGUUUUGAUGCUGGCAAAGAAAUUGACUUGAGUAAGUUGGACGGAACAUGGCGGUUGCAGUAUACAUCUGCAUCGGACGUGGUCAUUCUUUUUGAAUCUGCUGCUAGGCUUCCGUUCUUUCAGGUGGGUCAAAUUUUCCAGAAAUUUGAGUGCAAGAGUGAAUCCCGUGGAGGACUAGUACGCAAUGUCAUCAAAUGGAGUGUUCCACGCUUAUUAGAGGAGAAUGAAGGUGCUACGCUAAUAGUUUCUGCCAGAUUUUCUUGCGUUUCAGCUCGUAACAUUUACCUCAAGUUUGAGGAGAUAGGUCUUCAAAAUAUUAACAUCAGUGAAGAUCUGCAAGCUGUAAUAGCUCCAGCAAUUCUGCCAAGGUCAUUUUUAAGUUUACAGAUACUGCAGUUUAUUAGGAGUUUCAAAGCUCAAGUUCCAGUUACCAGCCCAGAGAGGCGAUCUGUAGGGGGCCUAUAUUACCUUUCUUAUCUUGAUAACAAUAUGCUCUUAGGCCGCGCUGUUGGAGGUGGUGGAGUAUUUGUAUUCACUAGGACACAAGCUCUUACCUUCUAACCAGCCAGUUCAGAUACGCGGUCUAUCCCAUCCUUUGUGAAAAAGAAAUUUGUCUAAGCAAGGAAACAACACAUAUACCAGUUUCUUUGCAGCCAUAGGAGCUAAUAUAGCCUGGUCCUACAUGUAAAUUUUAAGGCUUCUAAAGCUAAGUGGCUCGGAAUUGCAGAUUUAUGCGAAUGUAUACAUAUAAAUUGAUUGUGGAUGAGAUUUAAAAGAAUAUGUGCAGUGAUUUCAGUGACCUAAAUCUAGGUCACGGCUGGCACUAAUGGAUUCAUUCUGCUAAA